Volvox carteri f. nagariensis is the source of this 1634-nucleotide messenger RNA. RefSeq lists its product as uncharacterized. The transcript is spliced from 6 exons. The record is from RefSeq and is a predicted model, not a curated record. The annotation marks the transcript as partial. NCBI's taxonomy places the organism in Eukaryota, Viridiplantae, Chlorophyta, Chlorophyceae, Chlamydomonadales, Volvocaceae.
AUGCCAGCGUUGAACGGCGGUCUAGCCGCGCAACGACACGCUUGCAGGGCUGGGUGCAUUCUGUGCACUUGUGGGUUCGACUCCCACACAAGUUGGCGGCGUCCCUCGCACCUACACUGGUUCGCAUGCGUUGAAGCUGCUGCUCCGGCAAGGCUUCCAGUAGGCGCGGUCCUGCGACGUAUACUCUGCUUCAUCGACAACGAGGGCCCUAAUAACACACGGACGCGAUGUACGAGUGCCACUGGAUCCACAUUUCGGCCGCCACAGCUGCACGUCCCCACUACGGAUGUCGUGCCAGUACACCGUCCCGCCGCCUAUACGGCGGUGCUGGCUGCUGCCGAUCGCGCGACCAUGCAGGCACCGCGGCUUCUGCCAUUCACCAUGCGCUUGACAGGUUGUACGGCCUUUUGUGAAUCUGUCUUGUUCACGGGCGUCAGCUCGCUACAGUAUGACAGCAACGCAGACAUAUGCAAUUGCUUUGUUUCUCUUCACGUAUGUGGGACACAGCCUCUGGUCAUGGGUAUGUCUGAUGCGGAAGCGCAGCAGCACGGUCUACCCGUGCCAGCAGUGCAGGCGGACUGCCCACCUGCAGCAUACAACUUCGAACGACUGGCGGGGUGUGCAAACGGCGGACUGCCGCCUCCAUCGCGACAUACCGCCUGCCGUGCCCAUCACGCUGCCGUCAUACGCAGUACCCUCACCCACAGCCACAGUUCGACGUGCAAGCGGCAUGGCUGCCGCGGUACCGAUGACAGCUGCGGCAUGGCCUUUCCCCGACUCAUCUGCACAGCCUUUCAAUGGAUCGGUACCACCGGCCUAUUCUUGCUGCCCUGCCUGGCACCCAACCUCGUGCCACACAUGCCUGCCAUUGCCCUCGCCUUCGGCUGCAAUCAUUUGAUGUCCCUGGCCUGCGAAGUCGACCGGGAGUACACAGCUGACAUCGCUGCCCAACUAGCGCGUCCUCCCAACGAACACGGUGACUGCUCCCUCCUACAGCCCGCCAUCGACCGCGCCCGUGACGCCGCGUACUACAGCUCUAAGUACACUGCAAAGACGAUUGAACGCAGCCAGGCGCACCUCACAUGUGCCGCCGUGGGCCGUGUACAGGACUUCAUGAUGGCAGGUCACCGACCCAGCACCACCGGUGAUGGACCCAGCACGUUCGGCAACCUGUGUACCGUGGUGCACCGCAUGACGGCCACUAUCACGGCUGGCAUGGCACUGGUCGCCUUCAAACUGUCAGGCCACGAUACGUUCCAAGCAACCUACAAACGCAACUACCUACCGAUAGGUGCCUUCACUGCACUGGCGUCCGAAUCCGCCGUAGAACCAGAAGACGCGGAAACCGGUGUGGAGCUUGUAGAGGCGGACGAGCAUGGCGACUACACCCUCACCAGCGUUGUACAGAACUACACACAGCGUGGAGUGGAGCUGAGCGGCUUGGACUGCAGCGCCUACAGCAUCGCAUCCAACUUCGAGCCCACCGCCGCUAUGGCGUCCCCUGCGCCAGCUGGCCCAUCUGCAGAACAGCUGCCCACGAGCCCGAUGUCGACCAUACCUCCCAAGAAUGUGGCCUUCCAACCAACGCACCCGCUGUAUCUGACACACGUUCUUCAUCGCCUGGCGCAGCCGAG